Molecule: messenger RNA, 751 nt
Organism: Cantharellus anzutake
Lineage: Eukaryota; Fungi; Basidiomycota; Agaricomycetes; Cantharellales; Hydnaceae
Product: Thioesterase/thiol ester dehydrase-isomerase
Exons: 9
Coding region: 159-710 (183 amino acids)
Molecular function (GO): fatty acyl-CoA hydrolase activity
Source: RefSeq, a predicted model, not a curated record
UGAGUCCCAUUGGACUCGUCGCAGACAUCUCAGUCCAAGACAGCGAUAAACAGUCAGAAACAUUCAAACAAUCUGGGACUGCACUGCCACAUGCUAUUGAUGAUUUGGCCCACUCUCCGAGUCGCCGCGCCCAGUCCCAUUAGUGUUAUAGGCUCUUUAUGCCUGACGUCUCGACGUGGUUCUGCAUUUUCCGCCGGUUUUCUUCAUCGAUCUCUGACGAAGCGGAUGCUACAGAGUAUAUAAUUAAAAAUGGAUACGACAAAGAUUCCAUUUGGCGUCAACCAAUUUGUUGGGGUGACCAGGACUCCUUUCGACACGUUAAUAAUGUCCACUAUGUCAGGUUCGCUGAAUCAGCGAGGAUCCGAUUCAUGGAAUGCAUGGCAACCUCUGCUGGCGGGGACGCAAGAAAAGUCGCACUGCUAGCGGGUCAGGGCGUUGGGCUCAUCCUGAAGAGCGUGACAGUCGAUUUCAAGCGACCAGUCGUGUAUCCAGAUACGCUCAUUUUAUCGCAAAAACCGCACACAAUCGAAGCGACCCAGUUCUCUUUGACGACGGUAUACUACUCUUUGGCGCAAAGUACCACCGUGGCCAAGGCGGAAUCCGUCCUGGCUUGGUAUGACUACAACAAACUCAGGAAAUGCGAGGGACCGCAAGACCUGGUUGAGUACAUUCGCCUGAAACUGCCACCCGAUACUGGAGCUUUGCCAUGAUGAUAUCUUGAGAAUCCAUUGCACGCUAUACAUACAGUGCG